Molecule: messenger RNA, 510 nt
Organism: Phaeoacremonium minimum UCRPA7
Lineage: Eukaryota; Fungi; Ascomycota; Sordariomycetes; Togniniales; Togniniaceae
Product: putative peroxiredoxin hyr1 protein
Exons: 2
Coding region: 1-510 (169 amino acids)
Biological process (GO): response to oxidative stress
Molecular function (GO): glutathione peroxidase activity
Source: RefSeq, a predicted model, not a curated record
AUGGCGUCUGCAACAAGCAUCUACGACUUCAAGCCCCUUAACAAGAAAGGCGAGGAGACCGACCUGUCCCAGUACAAGGGCAAGGUGGUGCUGAUCGUCAACACGGCAUCCAAGUGCGGCUUCACGCCGCAGUACGCGGGGCUCGAGAAGCUGUACAAGGACGUGCGCGAGAAGGCCGGCGACGACUUUGUCAUCCUCGGCUUCCCCUGCAACCAGUUCGGCGGCCAGGAGCCCGGCACCGACGACGACAUCCAGAGCUUCUGCCAGGUCAACUACGGCGUCACCUUCCCCAUCUUCGGCAAGACCGAGGUCAACGGCGACAACGCCAACCCGCUGUUCACGUGGCUCAAGGAGGAGAAGCCCGGCCUCAUGGGCCUCAAGCGCAUCAAGUGGAACUUUGAGAAGUUCCUCAUCGGCCGCGACGGAAAGGUCAAGAACCGCUGGGCCAGCACCACCAAGCCCGAGUCGCUGGAAAAGUACAUAUUCGAGGAGCUCGACAAGAAGGAGUAG